Chroicocephalus ridibundus (black-headed gull) is the source of this 3614-nucleotide messenger RNA. RefSeq names its product chromosome 8 C8orf33 homolog (gene C8H8orf33). The transcript has 7 exons. Bases 1 to 2049 code for a protein of 682 amino acids. The record is from RefSeq and is a predicted model, not a curated record. NCBI's taxonomy places the organism in Eukaryota, Metazoa, Chordata, Aves, Charadriiformes, Laridae.
AUGCGGGCGCUCCCGAAGGCGCCGCGGGGGUUUGGCGACAGGGCGGGCGGACGGCGGGCGUCCCGCCGGCGGGGACGUGGGCCCGGCACAGACCCGUCGAGGAGGGCCGGGGGCGAGGGGCAAACGCCCCGCCGAGGUGGGAGCCCGGCACCUCUGGCCCUUGGCUCGGCCGGCUUCGGAGGCAGCUUCGUGCCUUCACCCGGCGAGGGCAGGCUCCGGAGGGCCGGGGCGGACGGCGCUGGUGCCGGUGGCCUCCGCGGGCCUUCCCCCGCGGUUGCCCUGGGCCGAGCGGAAGGGCCGCCCCGGUGGCCCGUGGCGGUCAGUGAGGAGCCCCUCGCCCCCGGCCCUCCUCGACGGGUCUGUGCCGGGGCCCCGCGGGGCGAGGCGGGCUCGGGCAGGCCCCGCUGUCCGCUCAGCGCGGAGGGCGGAACGGAAGCGCGGGGCCCGGGCGGCGGGCGGAGGGGCGGCGGGCGGACCGGGCAGGGGAGGCCUUCACCCGGCGCACGGCGGCAGGGCCUUUCCCUCCUUCACGCCUCGGCCUCGGCGGUUGCCUCCGGCCCGGCCCGGCGGAGCUGGAGCCCCGGGGCCCACACGCUGUUCCGUGACCGGGGGUCCGGUUUCCUCCCCGCGGCGGCGCGGAGCCUGCCCGGCAUGGAGCGGGCUCCCCAAGGCACGUUCCAGGAGGAGCUGGAGUGGUGCAUUUCACAGCUGGAGGCAAAUCUUCGCCUCAGCCCAGCCCCGAAACAAGCAGAGGAGACACAGCGCAUUCUCAACGUCCUGCGCUCCCAUGAGACUCCUUUUGUGAAGAAGCGACAGGUGAUGAACCACGUGUUUGGGGAUUAUCGUCCCAAAAUGGCUGAGGAUCAGAAGAGCACGGAGAAGGCAGACAUGAAACCUGGUGACGUGAAAGGACAGCAGAGCAAUGGGCAGGCUCCAGAUGGUGUGGUGUAUGGGAAACAAUCUGACCAAAUCUCCGAGGCAAAGCCAAAGCGGUUCAUGUCAUCUGACAACAGCUUCCCAUUUGAUUUUACACUUUCUGAGGUUGACCCAGCAGCAACUGGCACAUCUUUGGAAGCGGCGUCUGGUGUCAGUGGCGUUGAGCAGAUACAAACCGACGUAAAAGCCACCGAGCAGGAGAACUGGAAUGGAGCCUUGAGUUUUGCUGCCUCUGGACAAGAACCCAAGCUUGCUUUCAACUUUCCCGUCCCAGAUGAAGGCUGUCUUCUGGUUCCAUCAGUUCCCGCAAGCCAACACGUAGAACGUACAGCAGAUCAUGAAGUGCUGGGUAAUUCACUGCCUGCUGAAUCAGCAGGCGUCCCGCAGGUUUCAGCUUUGCAGAAGCCUGAGUUGAUUCAAACUGCAGGUAGUACACCCAAAGAGGAUAAAAACCAUGUCACGUUAACGAUCCCCCAACCAGAGACUGCCCCUGGAGAUGAGACAGGGACAGAGAAUUUAACAGCAGAUGGAGCUGCCCAGAAGAAGAAAAAGAAGAAGAAACAAAAAACAUCUGUCAGUAAAAAGGAGACAGAGGAAACUGAGAUCAACAGGAAGGCAAAGCCAGAAGCCAACGGAUGUCAGAAUAAAGAUAAUCACCACCAGGAUGAGACCUCUCAGCAGUCAGAUGACCAGCUGUGGAAAGAGGUGGACUGGUGUGUGGAACAGCUGGAACUUGGCCUGAAGACGCAGAAAGCCACUCCAAAGCAGGCCGAGGAGGCUCGCCGUGCGAUCAAGACGCUGCGCAAUGAGAAGGCUCCACUGGUGAAGAAACGUCAGCUCAUGAGAGCCAUGUUUGGAGACUACAGGAAGAAGAUGGAGGAGGAGUGGUGCAAAGAGCUGAAGCUCAUGGAAACAGCUGUGAAAUCUGCCAGGGUUGUGGAAGUGAAGGGAAACAUCCGCAACAAGAACUGCCAGUUCAUCCGGAAGUGCUCAGCAGCUUCCAGGAAAAGCCAAGGUUCAGCAGGAUCUCCUUCAGAGUCACCCAGGACGCUUAACACAGACUCGUUCAAAUUCACAACUUCCCAAGAAGAGUUUCGCUUUAAUUUCUUCUAGGAAAGUCUUUUAGGCUAAAACUGUGGCUAAAAACUGCCAAAUCUCCUGUAAACUUAAGAGCAGUGAAAGGAUGCUGUGCAGUAGAAAAUGUUAUGCAAGAACCUCUCUGUAUUUCCUAAAGAAAGGAUCCUCUUUCAGAGUGCCUUAUCUAGACGUUUAAAACAGGUCUGUCGACUACGCGUAUGACCCCCAGACUCAGCCUCCAUAGUACUCCUCUGCCCUCGCACUGUAGAAAGGCACCUUUGCAAAAGACCAGCACAGAGUCUGGAAGGACCUGUUUUUCUUCCUGUAGAAUUGACAUUAACCAAAGAAUCUGUCUUUUCUACUGGGAGAUUCUCCCUUUUAUCUAUUGCUUUUAAAUAGAGCAGACCUCUUAUAGCAGACAAAGCAGCGAUGCAUGCAGAAGGGAAUGGUUUGUAAUGAAGAUCCAGCUUCUGUGAAGGUCCCUCGGUGUAAGCAUAAUGGAUAGUUGAAUGCUUCCAUUCCAUGUAAGUCUGUGUGAACGCAGCUUCUGGUAUCCAGAAAGGACUGGGCAGCGUGUGUCAUCACUGCCAUCUAGAGAGUACGAGCUCAGGAUCUUGGAGGAAAGUGGGCGAUAAUCAUCGGUGCUCGUUCAUCUCUCUGAUUGACAGGUAUAGACAUAGAAGAGAACUGUAAGUGCUGAUUGAAUCUAGCCUAGGGAUGUAAGCACAGUUGUUUUCAGACAGGGAAGCAUUUUUGUUGCUGAAGCCAGGUUCUGGCCAGCUAGGAAUGAUGUACAAUCCGUUCUUAAAAAAAGAAGUCUAUAAAGUAGCCCUGUUACAACCACCAGUGGCGCAGAGGAUAAAUCAGCUGCAUGCCGAUCCUCGGGCGGCAGUGAAAUCAACUGAGAGCCCAGCCUCCCUUGCAUUUGAUUUGUAUUAAAUUUUUGCUUUCUGAACAGUUGAAUGCGUGUCUCCAGUGGUUCGAUAACUGCAUCGGCCACUGAGUCCAUCUCCUGCGUCCGUGCAGAAAACCUCCCCACUGAGCCUAAAAAAGCUGAAGGUAUACAAGCCCUUUAAAAGGAAACAUGGUAUCAGGUCUCCCUAGUGUGCAGUGCUUUCCUUCCUUUUUAUAGUCCAGUCAGUCAUCCUGGAUGAGAAGAGAGAAACGGGAGUGUAGGCAGAUUCGAGGGUGUACUGAGAGCAGCUGAGAGAUGGUGGGAAACAUUUGCUGGGAAAGACUUCACAAAAACUGAUGUUGGCUACAAAAAAAAUUUAUGACUAAGCUCUGAUGCAGUCGGUUGCAUCUGCGAGGUAAAUAUUUUAAAGAAUUCCUGUCUAGGCAUAGGGAGAAAGCGAACCUGGGUAACGUAUCUGAUGAGGAGAAAUAUGUAGACUUUAAGUCUUCUGGGAAUCAAUAGGUUAAAACUGGAAAUCAAUAGGUUAGCAGAUUAUUAUUUUACUUGCCAGGGAGCACUGCUGUUACUUUGACUGUAUGGAGCAACACUAUACAGUAUUUUUUGGAUUUCCAGGAUUUUAUACUAAAAGUACAAAAGCCACAUCAUUGUCAAACUUUACUAAGAUUAAAGAGCAUCCUAUACAUGA